AUGCACUGCUCGCAACUCUCUCUUCUUCUUGCCCUCCCCUGCCCUUGUCGCCCUGCCAGCUGUCUGCUCUGUCGCAAGCUAACCACCAUGUUGGCAAAUGAAAAGGAUGCGUUUCAAGCAGCAGGCGUGACUCUCAUCAUCAUUGGCCCGGGCUCCAUCCAACAUGCACAGCAGUUUGUUGAUCAAACCAACUUCCCAGGAGAGGUGUAUGCGGACCGCCAGCGCGCGUCGUACGAGGCGCUGCAGUUUGUCUCGGGCCUCUCCACCGUCUUCUCCCCCACCGCAGCGCUGAGUGUGGCGAAGGCGCGCAUGGAGGGCUUCCAGCAGGACUGGGGGCUGUCACUGCAGCGCGACACCGUGCUCACGGCGGCGUGGCAGCAGGGGGGCGUCAUAGUGGCGGGGCCGGGCAUUGACAAUCUGCUCUUCCUCCACAUGGACAAGGAGGCUGGUGAUGAGCCGGAUGUGCGCGACAUCAUUGCUGCUGCUCGCCAACCCCUGCCGUGA
Molecule: messenger RNA, 504 nt
Organism: Closterium sp. Naga37s-1
Lineage: Eukaryota; Viridiplantae; Streptophyta; Zygnematophyceae; Desmidiales; Closteriaceae
Source: the annotation of a GenBank genome assembly